Eurytemora carolleeae is the source of this 1473-nucleotide messenger RNA. RefSeq names its product homeobox even-skipped homolog protein 2 (gene eve). Bases 230 to 1087 code for a protein of 285 amino acids. Gene Ontology annotation, biological process: regulation of transcription by RNA polymerase II. NCBI's taxonomy places the organism in Eukaryota, Metazoa, Arthropoda, Copepoda, Calanoida, Temoridae. The transcript is spliced from 6 exons. Gene Ontology annotation, cellular component: nucleus. Gene Ontology annotation, molecular function: DNA-binding transcription factor activity, RNA polymerase II-specific; RNA polymerase II cis-regulatory region sequence-specific DNA binding. The record is from RefSeq and is a predicted model, not a curated record.
GGGUCCAAUGAGCUGGUCUGAAUGGGGCAAUGAUGGGUGGAGCGGUCCAUCAUGGGGGAAUGAUUGUUCCGUGAGGAUUUUAUUGGUUCUCAUUAUAUCCGGCGGUAUUGUAUACUCAGUAGAGAUUAAACCAUCACACAACGCACCCUCAUUAUCUCACACAACGUACAUAAAUAGUCUCACAACGCGCACACUGUGCAGUGAUAAAGAACGAUAAAGUAAGAAGAAGAUGGCAAGCGAGAGUGAAGAUGAGAAACCUCUGAUAUUCAGACCUGAACGUCUAACCUCUGAUAAACGAUAUAACGAAGUGGCUGAUGAUGAAAAACGAGGGUUCAGCUCCUCUCUCUGUAAACAGUAUGAUUGGAACUUUCUAAAGAAAUCUGAUUCUAGCAGCAGCAGUAAUAAUUCUUCAGAGAUCUUUCAUAGAGAACAAAACAGCAGCUCAGCGGCAGAUAUGUUCAAAAGCAGCUCUGCAGUAGAUAUGUUCAAAAACAGCUCUGCAGUAGAUAUGUUCAAAAACAGCUCUGUAACAGAAAUGUUUGAAAAUAGAGAUAAUAAAGAUAGAAAUUUUACAUCAAUCCAAGACCAGAAUGCCCUGGACGCUAUCCGAAGGUACAGGACGGCGUUCACCAGGGAGCAGAUUGGUAAACUAGAAAAAGAGUUCCUUAAGGAGAACUAUAUUUCAAGACCAAAGAGAUGUGAGUUGGCUCAUGAACUUAAUCUUCCAGAAAACACAAUUAAGGUUUGGUUCCAGAACCGUAGAAUGAAGGAUAAACGUCAGAAAAUGAUUUGGCCUUGUGGAGAUCCAAUACUUUCUGCAUACCUACUUCAGGCUGCUGCAUCCAGCCCCUACCCUUUCUCCCCCCUCCUCCCUCAUCUUCCCAUGCACAGACCGAUGUACUCCCCACAUCCAUCCUUCCUCCCCUUCCCUCCCCCUUCCCUUCAAGACUUCAUGAAACCUUCUCCAGAGCUUCCUCUCCAUCCUUCUCCUCCUUCUCCGCGGAACCUGGAAAAAAGCAAGGAUGAAGAGAAGAAUAAGAAUCUGUUCCAACCGUAUCUUGACGCGGAGCAGAAAAUCAAACCAUGAGCAAUGGAUUAAGAAUAGAAGGAACUUGUUGGAAGAAAACCGGUUUAUUAUUAAUAAGAUUUAAUAAGGACAAAGUAAAUAAUAUUGCAAACAAAGGAAUUGAGUCUUUGCCACAUACUCAAAUUUUCUAAUCCCAAUAUCUUUGCAACCAAAUGCCGAAGACCUUUUAUGUUUCAAAUUGUAAAUUCUCGUAGUUAAAACAAUCUAAGUUUGAAAUUCGGAAAUUUGAUUUAGUGACAAUUUGCUGAAUUCCUUUUGUUGUCCUUUUCCUGGGCGAGGUCCAAAAUAAGUCCAUUAACUGAAGUCUUGUUUUCCCAUCAAAGAUUUCCAAAGGAAUUGAGUCUUUGCCACAAACUCUGCUUUUCUUAACCUUAUAUCUUUGGAUU